GAGCCCAAAGGUGAGCAAAACUGAAAAGUGAAGCUGUCGACUGAACUAAAGCUAGUCUUCAGACGAGAAAAAGGUGUGUUUCCUCAACGAGAGCUACGAUAUCUGAGCACUUACUGUUUGAAAACAACCAACAGUGGUUUAAUAGCAUUGCUGUUUACUGUAAACACACUAAAAAAAAAAAAAAAAAAAAAAAAAAAAAAAAAAAAAAAAAAACAGAAAAGAAACACCAGCUCAAUAGGUGGCGGUAAAAACAUCAUUAAGCUCGUUACCAGAAAAAAGAAGAAGUCGCUUAGUGUCGAUGCAAUUUUCCUGCGACGUACCCUAGCCAACUUUAGCUGGCUUCACAACGGCUUGUGAUGGUGGGUGGGGGAAUACUCGGAAAUUAAAAUGCUCAAAAAGAAGUCUGUUUGCACGGAAAAGAAAAGGAAACACUCGCAGUCUGAAGAGCGCCAUGACAGCAGGAAACGCAGGAGUACGGAGUCCAGCGUGGAGCAGGACUCUAAGGACGAGCUAGCCGAUCCUGAGCUGGACAAGAUUGGCAGUGACAUUGAGGAAGGCGGACUGGACCUCAACAUGCCCUUCCAGCCCAUCAGCGCCUACGUCGCUGACAGGAGAGAGAUGUUGCAGCAGUGUUUCCACGUGCUGGGCGAGAAGAAGCUGCAGAAGAUGCUGCCCGAUGAACUCAAGGGUUGCAGUUUGGAGGAAAUCAAGAAGCUGUGUUGGGAGCAACUGGAACAAAUCUCUGAAAAAAAUCUCAUUCAGAUCCUGGGAGGGGAAGAGCUGACUGCAGGAAAUGACAAUGAAAGCACGGAAGCGACUGUGGAAAACCAGCAAGACAAUAACGUGGACUCUACGUCUUCGCUGAAAGAGAAUGCUAAAAGUGAGGAUCCUAAGCAAGAGGGCGGUGGCUCAGGCGAGGAGAGCGACGUGCUAAGCAUCAAUGCAGACACUUGUGAUAGUGACAUCGAGGGCCCCAAAGACGACCAGGCUGCUAAAACUGAGGAUGGGACAGUGAAAGUCGCGGUCAUCGCUGGAGAAUGCACCAACCCAGCUGCAAACCCUGACCCAGCAAACAGAGAGAUUCCCACGGACAGUCAGCCACUGGAAGGAAAGAAAGAUAUCCAACAGGACAUUGACAAAAGUGUUAGUGAGAUUUUAGCGUUCUCAUCCACUUCGGUCAAAGAGGAAGCUAAAGAACUUGGGACGUCGCCACAGUCGGCAGCUGCAGGUUUACCUGUUCAAGGUGGAGCGGCCUCAAGUCAGGCACCAGCAGUAUGCCAGCCCUCUGUUCAGCAGCUGGAACUCCUAGAGCUGGAAAUGAGAGCGAGGGCCAUCAAGGCUCUGAUGAAAGCCAGCGAUGGGAGAAAGCCCUGUGGAGACAAAAAAGUCUCCACAUGACUUGUUUCAUAUUGGAUUUUUUUCUUCAUGUACCAUUUAAUUGAAACUUUAAUCUAGAGACAGCCUAUAUUUUCUUUGAAUGAUCCAUGUUUAAUUGUACAACAUGGCUGUUUUUUCCCUCUGACUUUACCUCUGAAUUUAACAUUCAGAAAGUUUAGUGUUACAAGUCCAUAUUGGAAUGAUUUAAAGGAAUUAAACAAAAUAUUCAUCAUCGCAUUCCACUAAACGUUGUAUAAAUCCUGGAUUCAAAAAUAGGCCUGUUGUAUUUUGGCUACGUGAACAUAUUUGGACAUUUUGGUCUUUUGGAAUGGCUAAGAAAAGGGGCAGAGCUUUGUGUGUUUCCCAGUCUGAUCACUAGAUGGCAAUGUUACUCUACCAUAAUAUGGCAAAUGCAUCUUAAGGAGGAUCAGAGAUGGUUUCUUUGUCACUCACUUUACAGUAAAAUUUGUCAUGAGCAGCAUGACAGUAAAGUUUCUGUGGUAAUGCUAUAAUUUCAGAGUUAAAUACUUUCCAGGCACAAAAUCAACCAUAUAAGUUUAACCAAUUAUUCCAUAAUAUGGCGCUGGACUUUGACCAGGUAGUGUUGGUUCUUUAGUGGUGGAAGUUAUUCUUGAGUCCAUGUUGCAGGGUAUGAACAUACGGGCAGUUUUCUGCUGUCAUUUGCAGAGACUAUUAUUUUGUCCCAUGGUGGAGCUAUGGGCAUAUGAGCUCUGGGAAACUGAUGGUUUCACACGUCAGGUUGAUGCAUAGGACCAUAAUUUACAAAAACAGAUAAAUGCCAUUCCUGGUGGGAAAACAACGUAUGUAAUGCCUCACAAAACAUACUUUCUUAAUCCCAACUUUUGUCGCAAAAGCCAGUAUUGUCCAUGCAGUAGCCUAGUAUGAUGUUUUUGAUUGGUAUUAUCUGAAAGAAAAAAAAGCAUGGCUUAUAGGAACAAAUAAAAUUGGAAAUAUCUGUUUUCAAACCAGGUCUUAAUUUUCAGUGCACAGCCUGUCAGGCCUCCCAGGGUUAACUUGUGUAUAAAACAGAUGUUUCAUUUUUUCCUUUCACAGUACAGUCAGCAAAGAGACUUCCAUAUUUUGCUAAGAGGCAAAUUAAUGAUGAAUAAAACUUCAUGUUUGGCUGAGCAAACCAACAAAAGGUUUCCUUGGCUUUAUAGACAAAAAACAGAAAUCCCACAAUGAAAUACAUCUGAGGUAAUUGGACUAGCUGUCCUCACCUAUAGAUCAAGUAAAAGAACCUGCCAAUUUCAUCCACUAGAGUAGCUUUUAAAUUAAUUUCUGCUUCCUCUGCCUCUCUGCGGUGACUAGAAUUAAUAGCAUCCUCUCACCUAAUGUUUUAGUGUUUUUGCUAUAAUUUAUUCUGAAGCUACUUUGUUCUGGUAAACUGGAAGGUUGCGGUGUGUGCAAUUACAUGCAGAUGCGGAGCAAAACACUCCUCUACCCCCCACCCUUAGGGUGACAAUGAAAUGUACGAUAAGCAGCCAAAUGCCUCUCGGGUAUUUGCAUUUAAAAGGGUUUUUUUGGGUGGGAGGAUGUGGAGAGGUGGGGGGGUAAACGCAUCAUAGUAUAUGCAUUAACGAGCAGAUCUUUUUAUUCAUUGAUUUCAAGGGGAAAAUCACCACUUAAGUAAAAAGGGAUACAAAAAGACCGAAGUGCUCAUGGUGUCUGUGAUUAAUGAGUGUUUGUCGGUGUCAUUUCCCAGCAUUAGAAUGUGAGUUAUUAUUUGGGAAGAGCAGAUAAAUGGCUUGACAGUCAGAACUUGAAACAAGUAGACUGAGAAAUGGGUUUGAUGGAGCUGAGGCGAUACUGUUUAGGUGAGGGAGUGCUGGGUAGCUGAAGGAAGCUGAAUGCCUGCCUGAAUGCAAAUGUCUUGUUGAAUAUCAAGCGUUAGCUCAGGAAGCUUCCAGCUUAAAGUCAUGAGGGUGCCUUUUCCUGUAGAUCCAAGUUAAAGUUUUCAUGUGUGACACCCCCAAGAAUGACCAAAGACAAGAUGAUGCUUUGGGUAGGGCUGGGAGAUAGAUCAACAAUAUUAUGUCACUAUUGUGGUAUGACAAUAAAUAUUGUUUGGGAUUUUGUAUAUUGAAAUAUCAAGAUAUGGCAUGAGAAUUGUUUUCUGAACUUAAUAGGUUGUUCCAACUGGUUUGUUAUUUGCCUCUACAUGCUUGGUCAUUGUAUUCACAUUACUAAUAAUUUAUUACCAAAAAUACCUUGUGUGUAAACACCUUCUGAAAGCACCAAUAGUCAUCCCUACAAUACGGAUAUUUAACUAUCAGGUCAAAGAUAUCCUCAUUGAUAUUUUGUCUGUAUUGCCCAGCCCUGGUUCUAGUGCCAACAUGUUAAUGCGCUCUAACUGCUGUUUUUCCUCAGUUUUCUGAUAAAUGCGUCCAGACAGUUGAGUAACAGUAAUUAAAGCUGUUUUCGGUUAUGAAAUAAAAUUGUUUGAUGUCUCA
Molecule: messenger RNA, 3851 nt
Organism: Myripristis murdjan (pinecone soldierfish)
Lineage: Eukaryota; Metazoa; Chordata; Actinopteri; Holocentriformes; Holocentridae
Gene: caap1
Product: caspase activity and apoptosis inhibitor 1
Exons: 6
Coding region: 388-1398 (336 amino acids)
Biological process (GO): regulation of apoptotic process
Source: RefSeq, a predicted model, not a curated record